Corylus avellana is the source of this 1767-nucleotide messenger RNA. Its product is annotated as F-box/kelch-repeat protein At1g57790. NCBI's taxonomy places the organism in Eukaryota, Viridiplantae, Streptophyta, Magnoliopsida, Fagales, Betulaceae. Gene Ontology annotation, molecular function: protein binding. The record is from RefSeq and is a predicted model, not a curated record.
CAUACAGAAAUGGAAGAAUAAAUCACAGAAAAUCGAAGGUGUAAACCAUUAGGGCUCGAAAACAUUUCGUUUCAUAUUUCUGAAAAUGGAUGCAAACUGCUGUUAAAAAGGUGCGUGACUGAUUCUGUAGAAAAGGAAAGAAUUCCAGCAAUUAACAUAGCAAAGCAAUUUGCUUGAUAACUCGUUCUCCGAUUACUCUCUUCCUCUACUCUCUGGACUUUGGCUUUAUACAGAGACUCUGCCCAAGUGGAAGCAGCUUCGUUUAGUUAUCACUAUGGCCGGAAAAAAGAGGAAGCUGAAAUCGUUAGCUGAAACGGUGACUGAGAACAAAAGCAUGACCAUGAAAGAGAAGAAAGAGAAAUUGGAGCUGCAGGGUUGGUCUGACCUUCCUACAGAACUCUUAGAAUCGAUUACAUCCAGUCUAACCCUAGACGACAAUGUCCGUGCCUCCGUUGUUUGCAAGAGAUGGCACUCAGUUGCAAUCUCUGUCCGGGUAGUAAAUCGAUCACCAUGGCUUAUGUACUUCCCAAACUGUGCUAACUCGCAUGAAUGUGUUGACCCAUCAAUACGCAAGAAAGGUAACUUGUAUGAAUUUUAUGACCCAUCACUACGCAAGACACAUUUCAUUGUGCUGCCUGAGAUGAAUGGGUGUAGGGUUUGCUACACUAAAGAUGGCUGGUUGUUGCUAUACAAACCCAGGUCUCAUCAGUUGUUCUUCUUGAAUCCCUUUACUCGCGAAGUGAUUAAACUGCCUACAUUUGAGUUGAAUCUUCAUGUUGUUGCCUUCUCUUGUGCCCCAACAUCUACCAGCUGCAUGCUUCUUACAGUUAAGGACAUUGGUCCACAAACUGUUGCUGUUAGCACUUGCCAUCCUGGUGCAUCAGAGUGGGUUACUGUUAAUUACCAACAUCAUUUGCCCUUUCCCUUUUAUAUUGGUAUUAUGAAUAAGUUUGUUUUCUGCAAUGGACUUUUCUUUUGUCUGAGUUCCAAUGAUUGGCUAGGGGUCUUUGACCCACUGGAACGUACUUGGAAUGUUCUUGCUGUGCCUCCACCCAAAUGCACCGGGAAAUUGUUGAAAGAUUGGUGGAAGGGCAAGUACAUGACGGAGCAUAGAGGGAAAAUAUUACUUAUUUAUGCUUGUUCUAGAAUAGCAAACCCCAUUGUGUUUAAGCUGGAUCAGAGAAACAUGGUAUGGGAACAGAUGAAAACCCUUGAUGGUGUCACUUUUUUUGCUAGUUUCUUGUCGUCUCAUUCCAGAACUGACCUUUCUGGGCUGAUGAAAAACAAUGUUUACUUCCCCAAAGUUCGUAACCCUGGAAAGCAUUGCAUUUCAUACUCUUUCGACAAUUGUAGAUACUAUCCGAGUAAACAGUGUCGUGACUUGGGAGCUCAUUAUUCCCCUGAAAAUCUCUGGAUUGAACCCCCCUAUGACUUCACAAGCUUCACCUGAACAAAUCUAGUUGCAGAAGAAUGGUUUAGUUGAGCAUUUAGAAAUUUUUUAUUCAGAUGUUUAGCUGUGACUGCAUUGGAUGGAAUGCUAUAUUGCUGUAAAUUUCUGUAUUACUAAUAUCCUACAAAGUGACUUUGUUUAUGCUUGUAGAAGAACUAAUGUUCGACUUCUGUUUUCUUUUAUCAUGAGUGUCUGUCAGGUGUAAAAUGUUACUUGUGAUUGCAGUGAGAUUCGGACAGCUUGCUGUGACUGCUACAAAGUAACUUUAUUCUACUAUCUAAUUUCUUUAUAUAUAUAUAUAUAUAUUUUAUUGUUUU